AGUGCAAGCACCUCUUGUCGCGCAUGCUCGUCACGGUCCCGGCUCAACGCGCCACCCUCACCGAGGUCCUCAACCACCCGUGGAUCGUCAAGGGCUUCACCUCGGCUCCCGCCGCCCACAUCCCGACCCGGGUCCCGCUCCGCCUCGGCGAGCUUGACGACGAGGUCAUCCGCGGCAUGACGGGCUUCGAGUUCGGCACCGAGGCCGAGAUCUCGGCGCGCCUGACCGACGUCGUCCAGAGCGAGCUGUACCGCCAGGCCGUCCGCAACUGGGAGGUGCGCGGCGGCAGCGCCGGGAGCGGGUACGGCGCCGGCGGCGAGGGCUCGAGCGGCGCGAGCGACAGCGACAAGGAGCGGCCGGCCAUGCGCGUCGACGGCAAGGACAUGAAGCGCACGCCGACGGCCAACAAGCGCUUCUCGGGCCUCGGCUUCUACGGCAAGAAGCUCACGAGUGGGUUCAACGCCGCGUUCGCCGGCGCGACGACGGCGCCGCCUCGGGCGUCGGACGAGCAGGAGGCGCUCGGCGGUACGCAGGGCGGGAGCUACGGCGUCAACGGCGCGUUCGCGGCCGGCAACGGCACGGCGCCUCGGCCCGAGCAGCUCGACCCGACGCGUGGGUUCCACCCACUCAUCUCGAUCUACUACCUCGUCAAGGAGAAGAUCGAGCGCGAGCGCAUCUGGGGCCCGGGCGUCUUUGCGUCGUCGACCCUGUCCCUCACCGGCCCUCCUCCUCCUCCCGCGCCCGCCCAGGCCUACCAGGCCGGGUCAAGCGCACCUCUCUCGCCCCCGACCCAGGUCGACAGCCGCCCGCCGAUGCCGACGCCGCCGAUGCCGCUCACGCCGCAGCCUCGCCAGCGCGCGACCGGCGACGAGUACGCCCCGGUCCCGGCGACGGCGCCAGCUCGCGCCGCAGGGUUCGACCUGUCGCAGCCGUCGUCGGCGUCGAAGCGCUCGAGCUACAUCGCCGGCUCGCCGGCCCCGACGCCGAGCUCGCGCCCGUCGGCCGCCCAGGGCGAGUACGAGGCGCCCGUCUCGCCGUCGCCGCGCGAGCGCAAGUCGUCGACCAACCGCAUGAGCCUCAUGCUCGGGUCGUCGGCCGCCGACCGCGAGCGCGAGCGCGUCGCCGAGAUCGCCGCCGCCGGCGACGAUGUGCCGCUCGCUCAGGCCGCGAGUGGGUCGAGCCCGGGCCCGUUCGCCCGGCGCUUCGGCUCGCUCCUCGGCCGCUCGUCGUCCGUGUCGACGUCGCCCGACGGCAGCUCGUACGGCAAGGGCCAUCGGCAGCGUGCGAGCAUCGCGACCGUCGGGCACAAGUCGGGCAACAAGACGGCCGCCUCGACGCUCCCGCUCGUCGUUGAGACGGGCAACUCGCCCUCGUCGACGCUGCGCCCGCCGGCGACGCCCACCCCGACCGGGCGCCUGCCCUCGAGCGGGUCCGAGGUGCCGCUCGCGAGCCCGCCGGACGGCAAGCCGGUCGCGCGCGCGUCGACCGUCGGCGACAUCUCGCCGAGCAGCCGGCACGCUCGCGGCGUCUCGAUGGCGGCCGGCGCAUCAUCGCCCCUGUCGCAGUCGGUCGCGUCGUCGGGCGGCGGAGCGGCGAGCGAGUCGGCAUCGCUCGGGCGCGCGAGCGGGAACGCGGGCUUCUUCGAGCGGCGGCGGCAGGGCUCGGUCGGCGGCGGCGGGUCGACGAGACCGCCUCGCCCGAGGACGCAGAACGACAUCGCGGGCAUGUUCGAGGAGGAGGAGGAGCUCGCAGCCGGUGGCGGCAGCGGUGGAGCCGACGAGGCCGCUUCGGCUGCGGCAGGACGACGGGCGUCGGCCGCUCCCGAGGCGUCGACGAGCGCGCGCCAGGACACGAGCGCGUUCGGCCCGUCGAGGUCGAACGACAAGGCGUCGUCGUCGUCGGACAAGGGCGAGGGCGCCAAGCCCGUGUGGCUCAAGGGCCUCUUCUCGGUCAGCACGACGACGACCAAGCCGAUCCACACGCUCCGCGCCGACCUCAUCCAGGUCCUCGAUCGCCUCGGCGUCCAGCACCGCGACGUCAAGAACGGCUUCGAGUGCGCCCACGUCCCGUCGAUCGACCUGUCGACCGUGCCCGGCGCCGGCGGCGCUGCAGCUGCGGGCGCCGGCAAGGGCAAGCGCGACACGCUCAAGCGUCGCGCGAGCAAGCUCCUCCUGUCGCAUGGGUCGGGCCAAGCCGGCGACAAGCAGCCGUCGCCGACCGGCGGCGCCGCCGAAUCGCAGCAGUCGCUCCCGACGAGCACGAACGAGCCUCGCGGCAGCGACCGCGCCUCGUCGUCGUCGUUCCACCAGCCCUUGCCCUCGACUGCGACUGCUGCCGGCGCAGCACCGUCGUCGCAGCCCGGCUCGGCCGGCACGUCGCCGCAGCAGGUCGACGUCUCGCAGUUCGGCGGCACGUCGAGCUCGGCGGCCAACAGCGACAUGAUCGUCCGCUUCGAGAUCUUCCUGAUCAAGAUGCCGCUCCUGCCGGGCAUCCACGGCCUCCAGUUCCGCCGCAUCGGCGGCAGCACGUGGCAGUACCAGGUUCUCGCUCGUCGUGUCUUGCAGGAGCUCAAGCUCUGACGAGCUCGUCGUCGCCCGCUCCCCAAAAAGUACUCUCGUCGCCGGCGCUCGAACCUGUACCACCACCCGGUCUCGCCCCCUCCCUUCCCUCGCAGACACUCCCCUUCCCUCUCGCCUGUCCAUUCUCGCCGGAUCCAUCUUGCGCAUGUCGUCCUUCCCGUCAUCCAUAGCUGCGUCCCCACCUCAUCGUUGCCCGUGCCUGCUCGUCGUAGUUCGUCCUCCCUCUUGCCUCUCUUUUCGCAAGCAGAUCCUCGUGCACGGG
Molecule: messenger RNA, 2841 nt
Organism: Rhodotorula graminis WP1
Lineage: Eukaryota; Fungi; Basidiomycota; Microbotryomycetes; Sporidiobolales; Sporidiobolaceae
Exons: 2
Coding region: 24-2579 (851 amino acids)
Biological process (GO): regulation of cytokinesis; mitotic spindle organization
Cellular component (GO): chromosome passenger complex; spindle pole centrosome; spindle midzone
Molecular function (GO): protein kinase activity
Source: RefSeq, a predicted model, not a curated record